This is a messenger RNA of Pseudoliparis swirei, 4988 nucleotides long. Its product is annotated as C-terminal-binding protein 2-like. Lineage: Eukaryota; Metazoa; Chordata; Actinopteri; Perciformes; Liparidae. The record is from RefSeq and is a predicted model, not a curated record. Gene Ontology annotation, molecular function: transcription corepressor activity; NAD binding; oxidoreductase activity, acting on the CH-OH group of donors, NAD or NADP as acceptor. Bases 199 to 3654 code for a protein of 1151 amino acids. The transcript is spliced from 9 exons.
UUCAUCUUCCUUUUUGCUUCUUGUCCUCUUGCCUCUCUCUGUUACAUUUUUGUUGGUGCUACAAUACAAGACGACUUGAAAGACAACUUUCACAAACGCAGUUCGAAGCGGAACAUUUUCUUUCCGUCUCUGUGCUUUUUUUUCUUCUUUUUUCUUUUCCUUCGUAAUCCGUUUCUCUACUUUUUUUUUUUUUUGCCAAUGCUUGUCCCUAACGAACAGUCGAGUCUCGGUCGCUCCCACAGUUGGGACACAUUCGGGGGGAAUGAGGGUCAGUGGGAGAGGGCUGAAAGUGUCUACGAGCAGCAGGCAAGAGUAGCUGGCCGGCGGAGCUCUCUGACAUACGGAGAGGGAGGCGGGUGGUACGACCCUCCAGCAGGAGUGCAUCCCCCUGACCUGGAUUUGAAACGCGACCCGUAUUCCUGCCAAGGCUCUCCAUGCGGACAGGUUUACGGGGAGCGACAAGACCCGCGGGGGCUGAGGAAGGGCUCUGUGCCGGAUCUAAACCGUUACGAACGAGUGCCCGUGGCUCAGCGAGGAUCCAUUCCGCAUCAGGAUUACUUUUCCCACGACCCGGCCAUGACUGCGCGGCCACCCGAGGGCUUUUACCGGCCCGAACGCCAGCCUCCACCGCCUCACCCACUAAGUCGGCCAGGCUCUCAUUUUGGGCUGGCGCCCGGGGCUCGUGCCGUGUGGGAUCACGGUCAGGGAGGAAGAGCAGGACCUCAAGCCCCUGUAUCGCCUCUCCCUCCGCCCCCUCCUCCAACCGCUCACGAGUUGAGCCGGGGGUACAGGGAACUCGGUGCGGUAACUGCUGCCAGAAUGACGCCGGAUGGCCAACAGCGCAUACCCUCUCGGGAGCCAUCUCCUGCGCACUAUGGUAUGGAGCACGCGUCUCCUCGGUAUGCCGGUGAGCCUCCACCGAUGACCGGUCAGACAGUCUAUACAGAUGUGAAUGGCCGCCCGUUGGAUCCCCAGCAGCCGGCUGCUACCUGUCUGGUCGUAGAUCCUUCCAGUCAAGGUAUGAUUAUGAGGCAAGAGAACACCUCGCCCUUCACCGUUCAACAGCAGCAGCAAUUACAGCAGCAACAAAUACAGCAGCAGCAACUUCAACAGCAACAAUUGCAACAGCUUCAACAGCAGCAGUUGCAGCAACAGCAACUUCAGCAAGAACAGUUGCAUCUGCAACAGCAGCAGCCCCUGCCACCUCCACCCGCAAUGCCUUCCUCCGACCCGAACCUUUCCACGAUGGCUCCGCUGGCCGCUCCACCUGCCGUCGCGCAGACCGCGGCAGUCGCUCCAAUUGCACCUGCCCUUGCACAGGUGGUCCAAUCUCCAGCCCCUCCUCUACCAAUCCCUCCACUUCCCGCUCCUCUUGCCCCACAGGCGCAUUUGCUCUUGGACCCCAAGAAGACGGUCGACCCCGAGUUCCUCGCCCUGCUGCGGAACGAGGGCCUCUCCGAGAGCACCGUCUCCUCGCUCGCCCAGCAGGGGUUUGACUCCACGGGCAUGCUGGCCGUGAUGGAGGAGAACGAUGUCCGCACCGUCGCCGCCAACCUCGGCCAGGCUCGCGUCCUAUCUCGCUUGGUCCGCAACUGCAAGCGGCCCCCCGAAGCUCCGCCGGCCCCUCCCCAACCUCAGGCGCCCACGAGAGGCCGCUCCAAUAGCUUUAGCCAUCGCUCAGACAUCUACCAGCAGCAGCAGCGUCACCGCUCAAUGCACCCCUCGCAGGCUUUGACCGUGGACGCCCACAUGAUGCACCCCCAGACCCCUGGGGCCAUGCAGACCAUCUCCCCGAGGAUGGCGAGGAGGCCCAACAGCGCCCCAUCGCAGCACCUCAUGGAAGUGUCUGGAGGCUACGCAGGUCAGCCGCCUCGCUCCCCGGGGUCAUACGCUGGAGCACUUAUGCCUGUUCAAUCAAGACCCAUGUCCGCCUACUCUUCCGGGAUGCCCAUGCAUGGUAUGCAGAUGAUGCCACAGCAAAUGACCGGGUCAAUGCAUGCCAUGCAAGGGUCUAUGCACUCCAUGUCGGGUAUGCCACAGCAGAUGCCUGUGUCCCUGCCAGCUUUCACACAGCCGCCACAACAGGUCCCCAAAGCUUACUCCACCAAUUACACAGUACCUAUGGAGCUGAUGAAGAGGGACAGGAACCUACUGCCUUUGUCCCCCAUGCACAGCCCUCACCCCAGUCCUCAGAUGAUGCGUACGGUUGGGGGACCUGCCCCGGACAAUGUCCUCAUCCCUAUGGGACCACCGGGCCAAAGUGCCCUGGCUGUUAACCAGAAACUAAGUAGACGCACUGGCCCACCAGUCAUCGUGUCCACUAUGAUGUCACCAGAUACAAGUAUUCGGCCCCAGAUUAUGAAUGGGCCUAUGCACCCGCGCCCCCUGGUGGCGCUGCUGGAUGGGCGCGACUGCACGGUGGAGAUGCCCAUCCUCAAAGAUCUGGCCACAGUGGCUUUCUGUGACGCCCAGUCCACACAGGAGAUCCAUGAAAAGGUGCUGAACGAGGCGGUGGGGGCCAUGAUGUACCACACCAUCACCCUGACCCGAGAGGACUUGGAGAAGUUCAAGGCGCUGCGCAUCGUCAUCCGCAUCGGCAGCGGCUACGACAACAUCGACAUCAAGGCCGCCGGGGAGCUCGGCAUCGCGGUGUGUAACAUUCCCUCGGCGGCCGUGGAAGAAACGGCCGACUCGACGCUCUGUCACAUCCUCAACCUGUACCGGCGGAACACCUGGCUGUACCAGGCUCUGCGGGAGGGCACGCGGGUCCAGAGCGUGGAGCAGAUCCGGGAGGUGGCGUCGGGCGCCGCCAGGAUCCGAGGAGAGACGCUCGGCCUCAUCGGAUUCGGGCGCUCGGGCCAGGCGGUGGCGAUGCGCGCCAAGGCGUUCGGCUUCAACGUGCUCUUCUACGACCCGUACCUGCAGGACGGCUUGGAGCGCUCGCUGGGCGUCCAGCGCGUCUACACCCUGCAGGACCUGCUCUACCAGAGCGACUGCGUCUCCCUGCACUGCAACCUGAACGAACACAACCACCACCUCAUCAACGACUUCACCAUCAAACAGAUGCGUCAAGGUGCGUUCCUCGUCAACUCGGCACGGGGAGGUCUGGUGGAUGAGAAAGCUCUGGCUCAGGCCCUGAAGGAAGGCCGGAUACGGGGCGCCGCCCUGGACGUCCACGAGACGGAGCCUUUCAGUUUUUCCCAGGGCCCGCUGAAAGACGCCCCCAACUUGAUCUGCACGCCGCACACCGCCUGGUACAGCGAGCAGGCGUCGCUGGAGAUGAGAGAGGCCGCCGCCACAGAAAUACGCCGAGCCAUCACCGGCCGCAUUCCCGACAGCCUCCGAAACUGCAUCAACAAGGAGUUCUUUGUGACCUCUGCCCCGUGGGGGAUGAUGGAGCAGCAGCACCAGCAGCAGCAGCAGCAGCAGCAGCCUCAAGUUCACCCCGAGAUGAACGGCGCCGCCUACAGGUUCCCUCCCGGCGCGUUGGGCGUCGCCCCCGGCAGGAUUCCCGGACCGAUGGAGGGGUCGGUGCCCGGGGGAGCGCCCAUCUCCCACACCCUGCCCCCCGGUAUCCACCCGUCACAGGCCAGCUCCCCCAACCAGCCCUCCAAACACGGUGACCACACGAGAGAGCACAUGACCGAGCCGUAGGCACCGACGACGUAACCGAGGCCGGCGGAUUAAAACACACACACACACACACACACACACACAGGAACAGCAUUCCCACCGUCCGCUCGACUCUCAGCCGUCUGAACCCACCAGCCGGCUCCCCCUUUUUGUAUGAAACCACUUCGCCCGAGUGAGGACAGCGGAUGUCGUGACCCACAUGAGACCGACCGUCCAACUGAAGCCCCCGGAAACCUUUUUCCUCCCGCAUAUCUUUUUUCUUUUUGUUGUACGUUGAUUAUGUUUAAAAAAUAAAAAAAAAAUCUUUUAUUGUGGCGUAUAUCUCACGGGGAGAUUUCCUCCUGACGUCUGGGACAUGUUGACAUUUCCACGCGCGGGAUGGAAAAUCUGAAUGGACAGAGGCUUCAUGAACAAUCCCCCUCCUCCCGCACCGAUGACACCCACACACACACACGCGUUGCUAUUUUUUACUUUCCUCCGUUUCUCCUAUAUUCCGUGUUUCUGUUGCAAAGUGAAUAUGUGUCGCUCUUUUCUUCAGCGGGUGCAAACGAAUGGAUGUAAAGUUCUACGGAUGUUUAGAAGAUAGCAAACAUCAUCCGACAUCAUCGUUUCUCAUUCCUCGUCGUCGUGGCCCCUGAACGUCGAGACGAGGUGCAGAGCAGUCGGUCCGCUUUUCACUUCCAGGAAGGAUAUUUUUCGGCUUGUGAGGUAAAAAAAAAAAAAGACACUUUUAAACCAAAAAGACACUGUGACUAUAAAUUAAGCGUCGCAUCAAUUAAAUAUUAGUUGUAACUCUUCCGACUCCGCUGGACUGAGGAACCUCCAGUAUUUGGUCACCGAGUCCCAAAAUGUCGCCUAUUUGCAUCCAAAGGACCGACGACGCCGCAUCGAAACGGGAAUAAAUCGCUUGCCGACUCAGGAUAAAAAUGAUUGGCCUUCAAAUACGUCCGAAUCUAAACCGAAAGAGGAACUGGAUCAAUCGCUUAUUCGCGUCUCCACGUCCGUCUCCAUUGUGAUAUUCUUUUAUAAAAUCAAAUGUACGUUGUUGUUGUUUUUUUUGGGGGGGGGGAUGUUCAAGGUCUUCAGUCCGAUUUGUAUCGCCUUGGUAAAUGUUCUUAUAAUCCUAGUCCGAUGUGAACGACCCCGCCCCCUCUCCUCUUUAUUGUUUUUUUCCUCUCCGCUUCGUUUCCCCGCUCUUAUUAAAGUCCCUUCAGCCCGAUGAAGUUAGCCAGACGCAGCUGCUCGCAGAUUGUUGGUUUUUAGUGUGAGUGUUUGUAUUCGUUUCUUGUACAAGGUGAACAUAUAGCAUAAAGUGCAGCUGGAAACAAUAAAUAAAACGUACUGUUCCGAUUGAU